UUGCUUGCGAUGGUCUUAAUACAGGAUAUAUACCUACUAAUGUGCUUAGCUUCGGCUAUGAUAUCUACUCUAAAUGAACGACCGCAAAGCGACGGAACUGGCGUAUGCCCCCGAGAACCAAGCGGCCCAUCCCUCUUUACAUCUUGGGUUUGUUGUUUGGAAACAAAGGGUCUAAAUGUUGAGUGGGUAGAUGUCCAUAUCAUCUGGAAGGCGAAUACAGGGACGUAUAUUGCUGCCUCCUUUUCCUUCGACAUUUGA
Messenger RNA from Hypoxylon fragiforme, 258 nucleotides. RefSeq lists its product as uncharacterized. The annotation marks the transcript as partial. The record is from RefSeq and is a predicted model, not a curated record. Lineage: Eukaryota; Fungi; Ascomycota; Sordariomycetes; Xylariales; Hypoxylaceae. The transcript has a single exon.